Molecule: messenger RNA, 927 nt
Organism: Arabidopsis arenosa
Lineage: Eukaryota; Viridiplantae; Streptophyta; Magnoliopsida; Brassicales; Brassicaceae
Source: the annotation of a GenBank genome assembly
CGAUUUCUUCCAACUUCAUUCAACAAAGGAGAAAAAAGGGGAACGAACGAAACCCUAAUUUUGCUUUCUCAUCUUGUUCACUUUACUCAAAUUCCUUUUAGAUUUCCCUCUAUUCAAUCUCCGAUAGCUCACAUGGCGUCUCGAAACUAUCGGUUGGAGCUUUUCGCAGCUUCGUUAACCGUAACUUUAGCUUUGAUUCACCUGGUCGAAGCAAAUUCCGAAGGAGAUGCUCUUUACGCUCUUCGCCGGAGUUUAACGGAUCCGGACCAUGUUCUCCAAAGCUGGGAUCCAACUCUUGUUAAUCCUUGUACCUGGUUCCAUGUCACCUGUAACCAAGACAACCGCGUCACUCGUGUGGAUUUGGGUAAUUCAAACCUCUCUGGACAUCUAGCGCCUGAACUUGGCAAGCUUGAACAUUUACAGUAUCUAGAGCUCUACAAAAACAACAUCCAAGGAACUAUACCUUCCGAACUUGGAAAUCUGAAGAAUCUCAUCAGCUUGGAUCUGUACAACAACAAUCUUACGGGGAUAGUUCCCACUUCUUUGGGAAAAUUGAAGUCUCUGGUCUUUUUACGACUUAAUGACAACCGAUUGACCGGUCCAAUCCCUAGAGCACUCACGGCAAUCCCAAGCCUUAAAGUUGUUGAUGUCUCAAGCAAUGAUUUGUGUGGAACAAUCCCAACAAACGGACCUUUUGCUCACAUUCCUUUACAGAACUUUGAGAACAACCCGCGAUUGGAAGGACCGGAAUUACUCGGUCUUGCAAGCUAUGACACUAACUGCACCUGAAACAACUGGCGAAACCUGAAAAAGAAGAAUUGGGGGGUGACCUUGUAAGAACACUUCACCACUUUUAUCAAAUAUCACAUCUAUUAUGUAAUAAGUAUAUAUAUGUAGUACCCCAAAAAAUGAAGAAUCGAAUCUCAA